UAUUUAUUGUGAUGCUGCUCAAGGUGACUAGGAAGCUGUGCAAGAAAGAAUUUUGGACCAGUGGUGGCUCCGUGUCAGGCAGAAGCUGCCCUUGAAGGAGAAAUCCAAGUGACAGCGUUUAAUGAAAUGGCUUGACUGAGGUCGAAUUCACCAAGCUAUGGUAACAUCGCUCAAUGAAGAUAAUGAAAGUGUAACUGUUGAAUGGAUUGAAAAUGGAGAUACUAAAGGCAAAGAGAUUGAUUUGGAGAGCAUAUUUUCACUUAACCCAGAUCUUGCACCUGAUGAAGAUAUUGAGCCUGGUCCAGAAACAGCACCACCACCUACUCCACCAGCCAAAGUAAACAAAAUUGUGAAGAGUCGACGAUAUACAGCAGCUGUUAAGAAUGAUGUCCCUGCCAGAGAUAACAGAGUGGUUGGUUCUGCACGUGCGCGACCUACUCAGCUUCCCGAGCAGCCUUCUUCCUCUCAACAGAAUGGUAUUGUUUCAGAUAUAUCUCCAGUUCAAGCUGCAAAAAAGGAAUUUGGACCCCCUUCACGUAGGAAAUCUAACUGUGUAAAAGAGGUUGAAAAAUUGCAAGAGAAGCGUGAAAAAAGAAGGUUACAGCAGCAGGAACUUAGAGAAAAAAGAGCUCAGGAUGUUGAUGCUACAAACCCAAAUUAUGAAAUUAUGUGUAUGAUAAGAGAUUUCAGGGGAAGUUUGGAUUAUAGACCACUGACAACUGCAGAUCCUAUUGAUGAGCACAGGAUAUGUGUUUGUGUACGAAAACGACCACUCAAUAGAAAAGAAACUUUAAUGAAAGACCUUGAUGUAAUAACAAUUCCUAGUAAAGAUGUUGUGAUGGUACACGAACCAAAACAAAAGGUGGAUUUAACAAGGUACCUAGAAAACCAAACUUUUCGUUUUGAUUAUGCCUUUGAUGACACGGCUCCUAAUGAAAUGGUUUACAGGUUUACAGCUCGACCAUUAGUGGAGACCAUAUUUGAAAGGGGAAUGGCCACUUGUUUUGCAUAUGGGCAAACAGGGAGUGGAAAAACCCAUACUAUGGGUGGUGACUUUUCAGGAAAGAACCAGGAUUGUUCUAAAGGAAUAUAUGCACUUGCAGCUCGGGAUGUCUUUUUAAUGCUAAAGAAACCAAACUAUAAGAAGUUAGAACUUCAAGUAUAUGCAACAUUUUUUGAGAUAUACAGUGGUAAGGUUUUUGACUUGUUGAACAGGAAGACAAAAUUAAGAGUGUUAGAAGAUGGUAAACAGCAAGUCCAGGUGGUGGGAUUACAGGAACGGGAAGUCAAAUGUGUUGAAGAUGUUCUUAAGCUUAUUGAAAUAGGCAACAGCUGCAGGACAUCUGGCCAGACAUCUGCAAAUGCACACUCAUCUCGAAGCCAUGCAGUGUUUCAGAUUAUUCUCAGAAGGAAAGGGAAAUUGCACGGUAAAUUUUCUCUGAUUGAUUUGGCUGGCAAUGAAAGAGGAGCAGAUACUUCCAGCGCAGAUAGGCAGACACGACUGGAAGGUGCGGAAAUUAACAAGAGCCUUUUAGCACUCAAGGAGUGCAUUAGAGCCUUAGGCCGAAAUAAACCUCAUACACCCUUCAGAGCAAGUAAACUUACUCAGGUGCUAAGAGAUUCAUUCAUAGGAGAAAACUCCCGUACCUGUAUGAUCGCUACAAUUUCUCCAGGGAUGGCAUCAUGUGAAAACACUCUAAAUACACUGAGAUACGCAAAUAGAGUAAAGGAAUUUGGAAUUAGUCCUUCGGACAUUCCCUUCUCACAGGGUAGUGGCAGUCGCUCAGAUCUCUCUCCUUCCUAUGAGUAUGACGACUUUUCUCCUUCAAUCACCAGGGUGAAGGAACUGACGGUCGAUCCUAGUGCUGCAGGAGAUAUCCGUCCCACUGUACACCAUGCUUCCAAUCAGAUAGACGACCUGGAAACACAGUGGGGCGUGGGGAGCUCUCCUCAGAGAGAUGAUCUCAAACUGCUUUGUGAACAAAAUGAAGAGGAAGUUUCUCCGCAGUUGUUUACUUUCCAUGAAGCUGUGUCACAAAUGGUAGAAAUGGAAGAGCAAGUAGUAGAAGGCCACAGGGCUGUCUUCCAGGAAACUAUUAGAUGGCUGGAAGAUGAGAAAGCUCUUAUUGAGAUGACAGAAGAAGUAGACUAUGAUGUGGAUUCUUACGCUACCCAACUUGAAGCAAUUCUAGAGCAAAAACUUGACAUUCUGACAGAACUCAGAGAUAAAGUGAAAUCUUUCCGGGCAGCUCUACAAGAGGAGGAACAGGCCAGUAAACAGAUCAACCCGAAAAGACCACGUGCCCUUUGAAAUGGGCCUUUGCUGCUAAAAGAAUCCACGAACCCAUACUGCUGUAGCACACAUUUGUUACAAAACCCAGUGGCCGUAAGAACUCAACUACUUGAAAGUGUAAAAAUGUUAGAAAUGUCUGUGGAAAUGUCCUGUUUCUUAUUCCUGAAUGGCAUUUUCAGUUUUGUGUGAAAUGCUCCUAUGUCUACAAAAUGCUUCUAGACCAGACAGCACAACCAUGCGGGUUUGGAAAUAGUUGCCAUGUUUUACAUAAUGAAGUAAAACUGUGGCCAUUAAAAGGUCACAGUAUAUCCUUUUGUUCAGUUCUGUUCAGUUUUUAUUACAAAGACCAGCUGUGCUGUUUUAAAUUGUGUUUGCGUGCAUGCACACCUCACUAGUGGUUGUACAUAACUUCUCCUCUACCGACAGCUGUGCUUACCUCUUCCCAUUCUGUGCCUUGAUGAAGGCUACGUAACCCUAAACAUCCUUUCUGAAGCACAGUGUUAAUAAAACAACAUUCCUUAUUUGUCAAGAUAAAUUACUUUUAGUAUGUGUACAUUUUUAAUGUGUUGAGACCUCAUUUUUGGUGGCUAGUUUAAUCUCACAAGGAUGUGCCAUAUCAUUGAGCAGGAACUGCAAGAGCUGUUAAGAGUGGACAAACAGCUGGACACUGCAUCCUCCUUAUCUAGAUUUAUUUGACUACCAUAAGGAAUGGUUAUAUAAUUUUACCAUUUUUCUCUGUAAUUAAAAAGAAAAAAAAGAAAAAAAAAAAAGAAAAAAACAAAGAAAAAAACGAAAAAAUACAAACUAGUUGAUGUAUAAUAAAGGGUAAUGUUGAAGUACUGAGGAGAAUUGUAUCUUAGGAUAAUGCAGAUAUACAGUAUGUGGUAUGGUGUGAUAAUGCUGUCAAAGUAAAGGUACGAACUGACCUCUGCAUAUGUAUAGAAUAACUGUAAAAGUUUGGGGAUAAAACUAAAUACUUAAUGGCCUUUCAUAUACUGUUAAAAUUUGGCUUUUGAUGCAUGACACACUUACAUGUACAUUAACAGUAGCUUGCAGGUAGUUUAAGUAGCUCUGUUGCUUU
Athene cunicularia (burrowing owl) is the source of this 3374-nucleotide messenger RNA. RefSeq names its product kinesin family member 2A (gene KIF2A). The transcript is spliced from 21 exons. Gene Ontology annotation, biological process: microtubule-based movement. Bases 158 to 2311 code for a protein of 717 amino acids. Gene Ontology annotation, molecular function: microtubule motor activity; ATP binding; microtubule binding. The record is from RefSeq and is a predicted model, not a curated record. NCBI's taxonomy places the organism in Eukaryota, Metazoa, Chordata, Aves, Strigiformes, Strigidae.